Messenger RNA from Bradysia coprophila, 1980 nucleotides. RefSeq names its product bifunctional lysine-specific demethylase and histidyl-hydroxylase NO66-like. Gene Ontology annotation, molecular function: histone H3K36 demethylase activity; histone H3K4 demethylase activity. The record is from RefSeq and is a predicted model, not a curated record. Lineage: Eukaryota; Metazoa; Arthropoda; Insecta; Diptera; Sciaridae. Gene Ontology annotation, cellular component: nucleolus.
AAUUAUAACAAUCACAAAACGGACUCAUUUUGGAUCGAUGACAGAGAUGACAGUGAACAAGUUACCGCACGAGAAAAAUAAAACCGCAUGAAGAGUUGUGUGUAUUACUGUCGGAAAACAGUUUUUUGAUUAAAAUAAAGACUUUCCAUCAUGCAGUCCAGCAGUUCGACAGCAUCGCAUUUCGAUUUUGAAUCAUUCAAUGAGCCUGCUAGCAGCUCUCAGCGAUUCAAACAAUCUUCAAACAAACGAAAGCAGUCAACGAUGUCAAAGGAAACGGGAAGGAAACGACUGAGUCGAUCAUCGCAAGACUCUUUCACUUCUGACGAUGAGUCAAAAUUAUCCAACAAAUUGGCGCAUUCUUCAAAACCGGGGAACAGAGCCGAAAAGAACAGAUCGUCAAAGAAACGACGCAAAGGCAACGAUUUGGCGAAGAAUACAAGUGGUAAGAAUGACAGCGGUGAAUUGGUGUCCGGCGGUUCGGAGAAUAAAAUGCAGGUUGCGGUUUACAAACACUUUCCCACGAACUCGAAGCCAAAUUAUUCGGAUGCUUUGAAUUUGACACCACUAACGGGCAGCAUUGAGGAGGGACAGAAAUUGUUCGGUGUUCUGAUUAAACCGAUUCCGGUGUCAACAUUCAUGGACAAGUAUUGGGAACAGAAGCCAAUCCGAAUCCAGAGACGCUUUUCGGAUUACUAUAAAGACCUGAUCUCAACGGAAAUUAUUGACAAAAUGUUGCGCGAGAACCAUGUCGAGUUUACGAAAAACAUUGACAUUACGCAGUACAAGGACGGAGUUCGAGAGACGCUCAAUCCUGUGGGACGAGCAAUGCCACCAUGCGUUUGGCACUAUUACGGGGAGGGAAAUUCAAUUCGUAUCUUAAAUCCGCAAACCUUUCUGCCUGCCAUUCAUUCACUGAACGCAACACUUCAGGAAUAUUUUCAGUGUAUGAUCGGCGCCAACGUUUAUCUUACUCCGAAGAAUAGUCAAGGUUUUGCGCCUCACUACGAUGACAUCGAAGCGUUCGUAUUGCAAGUCGAAGGCAAGAAACGCUGGCGUUUGUAUAAGCCGAAGAACCGGAGCAGUAUGUUGCCCCGCGAAUCUUCGAAAAAUUUCAAACAAGAGGAAAUCGGUGAACCGUGUCUGGAUGUUGUUUUAGAAGCGGGGGAUUUACUGUACUUUCCCAGAGGAUAUAUCCACCAGGCGCUCACUCUCAAAGACUACCAUUCGUUACAUAUAACUGUCAGUGCUUAUCAGAAGCAAACGUUCGGCGAUUUAUUGGAAACGUUGAUUCCGAUGGCCCUGAAGGAGGCGAUAAACGAAAAUGAAAUUCUGCGUCGCGGCCUGCCACUAAACAUUUGGCAACGGUUGGGCGUUGUUAAUUCCGACAAUUACUUACCGGAGCGCGAGGCUAUCAUCAAAAGUAUUAUGAAAUGUUUCGACAAGGUAUGCAGUUAUGUGCGAACCGACACCAAUCUGGACAAUGCAGUCGAUCAAAUGGCAUUAAGAUAUCAACACGAUGCUCUGCCACCGAAACUAACGCCAGACGAAGAGCUACGUUCUGUGUACAGCUCGAAGGCCAUGGUUACGCCAUCCGGUCAGGUGGAGAGUCCGUACAUUGAGUGCCAUACGAAAAUUCGACUAAUUCGUGCGAAUAUAUUGCGUAUGGUACGACAUGAGGACGAGAUUCGCGUGUAUUACAGUUCGGAAAAUUCCAAAGAAUAUCACGGUUUCGAAGAGAAUUUUCUGGACAUUGAUCCGACUGAUGCGCCGGCCGUCGAAGUGCUGAUCAAAGCUUAUCCAACAUUUAUUACACCCGAUCAACUGCAAUUGGAAGAUGACGAUCACAAUUUGUCAGUUGCACAGGAUUUGUGGGAAAAGGGAAUGCUGAUGACCGAAGCACCACUGCUGUAAGUGAUUGCAAUCAUUAUUACGAGAAGGAUUUUGUUUUAAUAAAAAACAUUUUACGAUAAUUCACAAUAA